Molecule: messenger RNA, 998 nt
Organism: Pristis pectinata (smalltooth sawfish)
Lineage: Eukaryota; Metazoa; Chordata; Chondrichthyes; Rhinopristiformes; Pristidae
Gene: ncbp2as2
Product: NCBP2 antisense 2 (head to head)
Exons: 1
Coding region: 1-273 (90 amino acids)
Source: RefSeq, a predicted model, not a curated record
AUGGUUCUGCGAAGGCUGCUGCUGACAUUGGUGAACAACGCUCAGCUGGUGGAGAAGCUGUCGGAGAGCCGGCCGAUCCGGAGGGCGGCUCAGAUCACGGCCUACGCCAUCACCCGGCUGCAGCUGGGCGGCCAGGAGGCGGCCGAGCGGCUGAACCGCCCCGGUGCACUCGGACAGGGCACGUUAGCCCGCAGACUCGGGGAGAUGGGCCGGAGAGCGGCCCGGCUGAAGAACGCCCUGAUGCAGGCCUCCGGGCAGAAGAGACAGAAGUAAACCCGACGUCCUUCCGAGAUCCUCAGUCGGCAGCUGGAGCGGGAACACACUGUGGAAAGCUUUUGUGUCGGGAGCAGAGCAGGAAACAACUCUAUCGGGAGGGCUGCCCCAGGAGGACGUUUGCAUGGAUCUCGGGGUUCAACUUUCAUCGCAACGACUUGUUGAGUCGGGGACAAGAUCGAAAUCACCCGCCAGGGCAAAUUAUUCACAUGGUGACUUUCCUAAUGGACAAUAUGGUGGCCUCACAACUUUUAAUUGUUUCAAAUGUUAUUGAAAUUUAAAUACACUGAAACGUAAAUAAUAACUUAAAAUGAUGCUACUGAACACGGCUCUUCUCUUAUUGCAUGCGAUUUGACCCAUUUACACAAUCCAGACACUAAAUUCAUGUUAGUCUUCUCCCACCUCCCUCACUCUAUGGCACUCUGUGCUCGAUUAAUUGAUCAUGGGCUCGUGAAAAGGAAAUUUGUGUCAGUUAUGCCCAGCCUUAUUGAACAGAAAAGUGUUAUACUGUAAAAAACUGAAAAUUUUCAAUAUGUUUCUAUUUGUUUGUGUAAUUCUAAUGCCGUGGACUGCUAAAGUAUUGAUUUGGUAAAGUUGCACACCUAUUUUUGAUCUAUAUUGCAAGAAAAUUGUUUUGUUAGUGAGAAAUCAACAUGAAGGUAUAUCAUCGAUGAAUUUGUUUUUGUAUAAUGCCUUUAACUCAAUAAAAAUGGACCUAGGCAGUU